This is a messenger RNA of Euleptes europaea (tarantolino), 518 nucleotides long. RefSeq names its product sperm autoantigenic protein 17 (gene SPA17). Gene Ontology annotation, cellular component: membrane. The record is from RefSeq and is a predicted model, not a curated record. Lineage: Eukaryota; Metazoa; Chordata; Lepidosauria; Squamata; Sphaerodactylidae. The transcript has 4 exons. Gene Ontology annotation, molecular function: calmodulin binding. Bases 21 to 518 code for a protein of 165 amino acids. Gene Ontology annotation, biological process: binding of sperm to zona pellucida.
UAGAAGCCUAUUAAAAGACAAUGUCUAUUCCAUUCUCCAACACCACUCAACGCAUUCCUCGAGGAUUCGCAAAUCUGCUUGAAGGGCUUGCCAGAGAAGUUUUGAGGAACCAGCCGCAAGACAUACCAUCCUUCGCAGCCAAAUAUUUUGAAAAUCUCCUACUUGAAAGAGAAAAAACUGGGUAUGACCCGACGGUGUGGGGAGCAAAACUAGAGGAUAGAUACUACAACAAUCGUGCUUUCAAUGAACUUGCCCCUCCAAAAGGAGAUGGUCAAACAGAGGAUAAGAAAGAAGAAUCCGCUGAAUCAGAGGAAGCCAAGACAUCAGGCACCACUGAAGGAAAUGGUGUUAAAUUAACAGAAGAGCAAGCGGCCACAAAAAUCCAGGCCAGCUUCAGGGGAUACAAAACAAGAAAAGAAGUGAAGGACUCCAAAGAAGAAGUAGCAGGGAAAGAAGAGCCAGCAGGGAAGGAAGAGCCAACAGAGCCUGAUAAAGCAGAGCCGGAGCAGGCGCAGUAA